AAUCUUAAAACAUGUCUGAUUAAUUACAUGGGAGGUAGAAUCCAAGAAAAUGACAGAAAGAAAGAGAAGAAAGAUUCACCCCCUCUCUGGUAAACCCCCCACCCCGCGCCGCCCCCGUCGAUAGAAGAAGCACGAGUGGCAGAGAAGUAAUUUGAGAUACAACUGAAGCUACGGUGUUUGCGUUUGGAAAAAAAAAUGGGCGAAGCAAGUAAGAUGGUUUCUGUGGAAGAGGCGCUCGAGAUACUGCUCAAGGCCGCGCAGAGGCUGCCGCCGGUGACGGUGCCGCUCCACGUGGCGCUGGGCAAAAUCUUGGCCCAAGACGUCGCUGCUCCCGACCCACUUCCGCCGUACCCAGCUUCCAUCAAGGAUGGGUAUGCGGUAGUUGCUUCAGAUGGUCCCGGAGAGUAUCCUGUGAUUACCGAGUCAAGAGCGGGAGAUGAUGCUAUUGACGUCACAGUGACACCUGGCACAAUUGCAUAUGUGACAACUGGAGGACCUAUACCUAAUGGUGCUGAUGCUGUUGUGCAAGUGGAGGACACUUUACUGGUAGAGAGUGCAGUUGGUGGUCCAAAACGAGUACGUGUAUUGAAACAGGUCGCAAAGGGACUCGAUAUUAGGCCAGUGGGUAGUGAUAUUGCUAAAGGUGAUGUAGUAUUGAAAUCCGGAGACCAUCUAGGCGCUGCAGAAAUUGGCUUACUUGCUACAGUAGGCAUUACAGCCGUAAAGGUGUAUCCAACCCCAAAAAUUGCGGUGCUAUCCACAGGCGAUGAACUUGUCGAGCCUACAAACGAGUCUUUAAAUCGUGGCCAGAUUAGGGACUCCAAUCGUGCCAUGAUCCUUGCUGCUGCUGUGCAGCAGAACUGUGAAGUUGUUGAUCUUGGCAUAGCUCAUGACAAUGAAGAGGAAAUCGAGACCAUAUUCGAUAGAGCCUUUUCUAGUGGAAUCGAUAUCCUAAUAACUUCUGGAGGAGUUUCAAUGGGGGAUCGGGAUUUCGUUAAGCCUUUACUUGAAAAGAGAGGAAAAUUACAUUUUCACAAGGUUUGCAUGAAACCAGGAAAGCCUAUUACAUUUGCCGAGAUCCCUUGUGGAUCAACCGAGAGUAAGGCUGGAAAAAAGAUUCUUGCUUUUGGUUUACCUGGAAAUCCAGUUAGCUGCUUAGUCUGUUUCCAUCUAUUUGUCGUCCCUACAAUACGUCGCCUUUCCGGAUGGAUACACCCUCACCUUCCAAGAGUACAUGCUCGUCUUAAGCAUUCCGUAAAGGCAGAUCGAGUUCGUCCGGAAUUCCAUCGCGCCACUGUCAGGUGGGAAUUUACUAAAGAUGCAGAAAUUUCAGGAUUUGUUGCUGAGAGUACUGGUCACCAAAUUAGCAGCCGACUUUUGAGUAUGAAGUCAGCAAAUGCUUUAUUGGAACUGCCGCCUACAGGCAACUCGAUUCCUGCUGGAACUUCUGUGGUUGCAAUCAUCAUUUCCGAUAUAAUCGGUUUUAGUGGGACCCACAAUUUGCCAUCAUCAGUCACAGUACCAUUAACACAACAAAGCAAUGUUAGGGAUGUUAUUACAGGCAAGUCUAACGGUUCCGAGUCUAGAGUGGCCAUUCUCACUGUGAGUGACACUGUUGCAUCAGGGGCAGGGCCCGAUCGAAGUGGCCCACGGGCAGUAUCUGUUGUUAAUUCAUCAUCGGAAAAAUUAGGUGGGGCCACUGUGAUUGCUACAGCAGUUGUUCCAGACGAGAUUCCAAAGAUCAAGGAAUUGCUUGAGAAAUGGAGUGAUGUCGAUAAAAUGGAUCUCAUUAUUACUCUCGGUGGUACUGGAUUCACCCCAAGAGAUGUUACCCCCGAAGCUACGAAACAAGUGAUACACAAAGAGACGCCCGGUCUUCUUUAUGUUAUGAUGCGAGAGAGUUUAAAGGUGACACCAUUUGCGAUGCUAUCGCGCUCUGCUGCCGGAAUAAGAGGGUCAACAUUGAUAAUAAACAUGCCCGGAAAUCCCAAUGCUGUAGCGGAAUGUAUGGAGGCUUUGUUACCGGCUCUUAAACACGCGUUGAAGCAAGUAAAAGGCGACAAGAGAGAGAAACAUCCUAACCACGUACCUCAUGCACAAGCUGUGGGCCCUACCGGUACUGAUACGUGGGAACGUAGUUAUAAGUUGGCUGCGGAUGUUGCUCAAGAAACUGGCUGUUCUUGUUCGCAUUAGUUAAUCUGCGAUACGAAACAAAUUUGACAGACUUGUUUUGAGAAAAAGCUCUUGUAAGCAUUUUUUUUUUCCUUUUUUUUUUUUCUUUUUCGUUAACGAAUAUUUAUGGUAACAAAGAAUAAAACGUGGAAAAGACGCACGUGUCAGCAUUAAAGUGAAAAGAGUUAGUACGAAGAAUGAGUUUUAACAUGGGA
This is a messenger RNA of Erythranthe guttata (spotted monkey flower), 2387 nucleotides long. RefSeq names its product molybdopterin biosynthesis CNX1 protein / molybdenum cofactor biosynthesis enzyme CNX1 (CNX1) (gene B73). The record is from RefSeq and is a predicted model, not a curated record. Lineage: Eukaryota; Viridiplantae; Streptophyta; Magnoliopsida; Lamiales; Phrymaceae. Gene Ontology annotation, molecular function: molybdopterin molybdotransferase activity. Gene Ontology annotation, biological process: Mo-molybdopterin cofactor biosynthetic process. Gene Ontology annotation, cellular component: cytoplasm; cytosol.